AUGUCGCUACAGGGAUCCAUUAAAAGAAAACUGGAAGAUGACAGCUCCCCGGCCUCUGGUGGCGUGCCCGACAUCGUUUUCCCCAGCGACAAUAAAAGGCUCUGUCUUGACGACGUAACCCUCUCCAUGGGCCAAGGCGGCAAUCCCAGCGUGGCGUGUCCGGAGAUGCAGAGCUCGCCGUUCUCCGCCAGCCACGGCGCGGCCUCGCUGGGGGUAGCGGCUCACCCGGUGCUCCUGGAGAGCAAUCACCUCAACGGCAGYGGCAUCGGUUCUCCCUUCCCCGUGCCACCCAACACGGAAAUAAGCCAGAAGGGCGCGAUAGGAGGACAGAAUAACAAUAUUGUCCACUAUGAUGAGAAAGGAAACAACCUGCAGACCGUGGACCAAGAACUGCAAGAUCUGCUGGAAGAGCUGACAAAAAUGCCUGAUCCUUCUCCCAAUGACCUGGAUCUGGAGAAGAUUUUGGGCAGCAAGGCUGAAGAGCCACUGGGACUGAGUCAUUCUCAGCCGAGCAUCAGUACCACCCCAAAGUCCUCUCCGCAGACUUCCCAUUUGGAGAACCACGUUGCUAACAAAGACUUUUCCCCAGGCUGCAACCCCGCCAGCGGAGGAUCUCCUCAGAUGAGACCAUCAUCUGCAGGAGCCAGCUUCCAAGUUCCUCCCUCGACCAAACCUGCUGCGUCGCCCAUCUCUUCAGCAGCCCAGGGGAAGAGCCAGCCGSCCGCUAUGCUUCCCGUGCCCCUGCCCAACAUGCCUGGCUCCAACUGGCACGCGCAGCAGCUAAAGCAGCUCGCAGCAAGCAAGCAGGUGUCUACGACCAAGCAGCAAGUUCAGGCUCCCAGCUGGCCAACCAUGUCUCCUCCUGGGCUCUCUCCCCCUUACAGGGCAGGAUCGUCUCCACACCACCAACCUUUCAGUCCCCAGAAUGUCAUGGUGUCUGGCAUGGCCUCUAAUAAUUUGCCAGGAAACAAUAUCCAGAGUCCUCAGAACAGCCUGCUCUCGAGCAUGGCUUCCAGCAGCACCCCGUCCAGUGGACCCUCUCCUCCCUACGGGUCGGAGAAGCUCUCCAGCCCGGCUCUGAACCAGCAGCCUUUCAGCCCCCAGAGCGCCAUGCUGCCCACCCUGACGUCCGCCAGCAUCCCCCCCAACAACAUCAAAAGUCCCCAGAACAACAUGGUUGCCAGCAUGGCCUCGACAAACACUGGRCCUUCUCCGCCUUACAGGCCUGAAAAGCUGUCAAGCCCAGCUCUGCACCAGCAGCCCUUCAGUCCUCAAGGUACAUUAAUCUCUAACAUCACCCCCACCAGCAACCCCACGAGUAUGCAGAGCUCGCUUUUUAAAUCAAUGACUCCAAACCAGUCCAAAAACAUGAACAUAAUUAUGCAACAGCCAUCCAGUAGCUUACAGCCGGGUCUGGUGAACGAGAGCCCUGUUAGCCAAGAGCAGUUCUCUUUCAAUAACACCAAACCACUGUCUCACUUUGCCUCAGAGUCCUCCACUCAAAAGAUGUCGCCCAUGACAGCCGGACAAGGGCAGCAGUCUCUCAUUCACUAUCUGCAGCAACAGCAGCAUUCUCCAGCCACGCAGCAGUCCCCGCAGACCAACAACAGCCAGUUCCUCCAGCAGCAGUUUCGACAACUGAUGCAGCCGCAUCGGGUGCAGAGGCACAUGCAGCCCGCUGCUCUGUCAUCUCAAAACAGACAGGAUCAAAAUCCUGGAAUCGUUGCCAGGCUUCAGGAGCCAGGCUCCAUCCCAGGCGGCGGCUCGGUGCCGGCCCCAGCCACGGUGAACGGCUACACGAUGAGGAACCACCUCCUGAAACAGCAAAUAAUGAAGCGGCAGCUGAUGCAGGAAAAGCAGAGACAAAACAUGCUGGGAGUAACCUCUGAGCAGAGGAGUUUGUUUGUGGCUCAGCAGAUGAACCAGUUUCAAGCCGUGCAGCAGCAGCAGCCACUACCCAGCGAGUGCAGCCAGCCCAUGGCCGCCCCUCCUGCCAACCACCGCAUGCUGCCCUCCGGCCCCGCGCUGCUCCAGAGCCCGCUGGGCUCRGCCGUGACCCCCGCCGCCGCCGGCCAGAGCGGCACCACCAUGGGCAUGAUUGCACACAGCGCCGGCAAACAGCAGGGCCUCUUCCCGCCUAAUUCGGACUUCAACAUCCCGCUGCGGCCCAGCCAGAACUCGCUGGGCAUGAGCUCCGGGUGCCAAACAGGACACAGCCACUCUGCCGUGCGGCCGGGAAUGGCCAUGGCCGCCUUCAGCUCGGGUUCCUUAGCAAACCACUCCGCGACUCAGCAGCACUUGAGACAGCCGAGCACGCCAAGGAUCCCCAACGUCUACCCCAAUUCGUCGGCCCAGAUGUGGACGCCAACRGCAGUGCCAAGGAUGCCAAGUCAAAGCCAAAUGGAUGCCAACAUGCAGCAGUUCUCCAGCAGCGCUGUCUUCUCUAAACAGAACGUGAGACCAAAUGCAUCAGGUCAACAGUUUUCCCACCAGGCCGUAGCACCGCCUAAUCAGAUUGCUCCCAGCGUGCAGGUCAGGCAGAUGCAAAAACUGAGCAUGGCCCCGUCCGCCCAGGGCUUGAGCUCCAUGAGUAACCAGAACUUGAGGCACAAUCUAACCAGAGGGCCGUUGCCAGCGAUGAACGUUAUGAAGUCGCUGCCGCAAGGAGCGCCCGCUUUCAACCAGCUCAACGCGGCGCCGGGGCUCGGCCCGCCCGGCUACCCCGCGCCGGGGCAGCCGCCCGAGGCRUUCGGGCGCGUGAGCGCGGCCGCCGCCGCCGAGCUGCCGCCCUACGACUUCGGGCCCCCGCACGGCAGCGCCGUCCUGCCCAGCAGCUGCAGCGACACCGACUUCCUCGACUCCCUCAUGAAGAGCGGCAGCAGCAACGACGAGGAGUGGCUGAACAACCUGACAAUGAUAGACGACAUUUUGGGACAGCACGCUCAGAGCUCCGGCCACGUUUAGCAGAGAGGAGCAGUUGUAGAUGACACAACUUUGACUUCUAGAAACAAGAGGCGACCUGUGAAAUCAGCCACCUCUUUCAAUACGGAGUGAAUGGACUCGGCCAAUUCUUUGCCUGCAUCAAAGUUUAAUAUUGGCAGUUUUUCAGACGACUGUAUAUAUUUGAAUAUUUUGUAAAUUAUGUUUUCCUAAAACUUAAAUAUGGAAGUAUUUAUACUUCUUUGCUGGACUGUUUGUAAAUAAAUCUAUAGCAUAACUUUGGUUUUAUUAUAGGGAUUUCAUUAUACCUUGUUAUAAAUAUGCAAAUAAUAUUGUUAGUUUUGGUAAUACUGUGUAUUACAGCAUAAAAUACUUAUGUUUUUGACAUAACUUAACACAUGAGCUAGAGGUGUCCUUGCAACCAGACUAAGCAGAAAUCAGACGCGUCGUUCUCCCCUAUCAAGAGGAAAAAAUGGGGAGCUGCAUUAAAAAUACGUUCAAAAAGAAAUGGCUGAUUUUUAGCUUCAUGGCCUCAGUCUUGCACCCUGGUUCACGGGUCCCGCCAGGGCUGGGGGUCUGUGCAGAGACCAGGGGCAAGUUCUCGUCUCGACACUCGAGCRCGUGGGGCGGACGCGCGGGCUUCACUCGUCACAUUACGACACCCGUCACGUUACGGCUGUUGCCGUGCACGGGUGUGCGGGUGUGUGUUGUACCUUGCAGCCACCGGCACCGCGGGGAAGGGGUGACGGCGACGAGGAGCCGCUGCUCGGGCUCCGCCAAGGCCUCCUGCGGCUGCGUCGCCCCGCGAAGGGUCGUCCUGGUGCACACACCUCUGCCGUGUAGAUUCGUAGUGUACAGGUGAUUUGUUCCUGGUUUUAAGGCUUUUCAUAAUUUCUGUUUUAAUGUGAGACUUUUUUUUCAGGGGAAAAGUCUAUAAACAUUAAUAGUUAAUUUUUGAUGUUUUUCUGUCAGCUACUAUUGUCCUAUGUAUAUUUAAGAGUCUGUUUAUAAAAGAUUCACUGUACUGUAAACUUCUUAAAAUGUUCAUACUUUGUGUAAUCAUAUUUUAAUAGUCACGUCAUACUUCGCAAUACAUUUGUAAUAUAAUGUCGGCUUCAAGCACAGAAUGUUU
Nothoprocta perdicaria is the source of this 4072-nucleotide messenger RNA. RefSeq names its product mastermind like domain containing 1 (gene MAMLD1). The record is from RefSeq and is a predicted model, not a curated record. Lineage: Eukaryota; Metazoa; Chordata; Aves; Tinamiformes; Tinamidae. The coding region runs from base 1 to 2964 and encodes 987 amino acids. Gene Ontology annotation, cellular component: nuclear body. The transcript has 5 exons. Gene Ontology annotation, biological process: regulation of transcription by RNA polymerase II.